Messenger RNA from Danio aesculapii, 5438 nucleotides. RefSeq names its product synaptopodin 2-like b (gene synpo2lb). Gene Ontology annotation, cellular component: nucleus; Z disc; actin cytoskeleton. Gene Ontology annotation, biological process: positive regulation of actin filament bundle assembly. The transcript has 4 exons. Gene Ontology annotation, molecular function: actin binding. The record is from RefSeq and is a predicted model, not a curated record. Lineage: Eukaryota; Metazoa; Chordata; Actinopteri; Cypriniformes; Danionidae. The coding region runs from base 140 to 3715 and encodes 1191 amino acids.
UCUCCACUCACCUCAGGACUGACAGGCGCUCUGCAGGCGGGUCGAGCCACAGAAGGACGACUGGACAUCCAGGCAUGGGACGAGACUAUUAAAAGAAGACAAGAAAUAUUAAAAGAGAUUUAAUUGAAAUAUAAGGAAAAUGGUAGCAGAGGAGGUGGUGGUGACCCUGUCAGGAGGUGCACCGUGGGGUUUCCGAUUACAAGGAGGAGCCGAGCACCAGAAACCUCUGCAAGUGGCCAAGGUGAGGAAGCGCAGUAAGGCCUGUAGGGCUGGACUCAGAGAGACGGAUGAGCUGCUGUCCAUCAAUGAUGUGUCCUGUGGAAGUCUGUCUCACGCUGAGGCCAUGAAUCUGAUCGAUAGCGGCAGAGGAACCCUCCAUCUGCGAAUCAAAAGGGCCCCGGCUCCAUAUCAGUCAGUGGUGCUUGUGGGUCGGGCUCCCUCCCCUCGAAUUGAUAAGGAGUACCGGGCAGCCUUGAGAGCCCUGUCGCCUCCACUUUCCUCGAAACCAUCCGGUGUCAACAGAGCAUCGCUGAUGUCCCCCACUGGGCUGGAGUGGCUCACGUCUCCUCCAGACAGUGAGGCUUACUAUGGGGAGACAGACAGCGACGCAGAUGUGGCAGCUCAAGAGAGGCAGCGCAGGCAGAAGCGCCGAAGCCCCAGUAGUUCUCCUGCCAAGAUCCCCGGCCAAGCCUCACCCCAGGAGGAGGAGACUUCAGGAAUGAGUGGCUAUGAGAGCACACAGGACGUCAUGUACCCUCAAACUCAGAGCUGGCCUGUGUCUGAUGUAGAGGCAAUGGAGACUCCGCAGAAGCAGGUUAUGCAUGGCGUGGCCCGCAGAGAGGUGGUCUUCCAGCCCCAGCAGAACGAAUGGUCACAACAGGGGGAAAAUUCUUCUGAGAAUUCUGACCAAAGUCCAUCAGGAGCUGCGGAAGUGGACAGUGGCUUCCAGGAGCCCCCCACUGUCCCACCUCCACUUGUGUCUCUUGAGCGGGCUAAAGAAGCUCUCAUGCUAGCAUCCCACAGACAGAUGGUGCCCAUGGUAGGCCCUGUGGACAACCCAGUGGAUGAAGAACUCACUGUCACAUACAUGGACAAGGCCAGGCAAGCCAAGCUACACAGAGGUGAGAGUUUACAAGACAAGCAGGUGAAGGAGGCCCGAUCCAAGUGUCGAACCAUUGCUUCUCUCUUGACAGAUGCUCCUAACCCUCACUCUAAAGGUGUGCUUAUGUUCAAGAAGCGACGGCAACGGGCCAAGAAGUAUACUCUCACCUGCUUCGGCAGUGUAGACGGAGAAAGCAACAGUAACACAGAAGGAGAAACUGAAGACGAAAGCCUGUUUCCUGGGAGUGAAUCUGAGCUUGAUGAGGACGGUUUUUCUGCUGCACCAGACCCUACCUGGGAUAGUGGAUACCUGGAUGUUUUAGACAAGAGGACUUCAGCGUGUAUUGUGCCUGAUAGAGAAGCAGAGAUCAGUCCAGGCUUAAAUGCCACUUCAGGAAAAGGAGCCCAGCUUUUUGAACAACAGCGAAAAAGAGCUGAAGAACAUGUGUCAAAUCUGAAUACAUUUUCAAUGCCACAGUAUCAGGGAGACUCAACUCUCACAUAUACCCCAGUUGCUCCAUACACACCCCAAAGUACCAGUUCUCUUAGUACAAGUAUGGUGAAUGGAGAACCUUUGGUAGUGAGCAGGACAAGUGUAGUGUUAUCUUCUCCAGGCCAAACACCUAUGCCAUCACUGACUGGAGCAUUACCAGAGCAAGUAGAUUCAUCAGCUGCCAGCUCAGUGCACAACAGAACUGCCAGGCCUUUUGCCCCUGGAUGUGUGAGCAACCGAGCAGCAACUGCUCCCGUAGUCUUCAGACCCAGCCCUGCCAAAAAGGCUGGAUCACAGUCUCAGACUGUGUCUGUGGCAACUCUCCCAGCUGCCUUCUCUCCUGUUGCCUCAGAGGGGAAGAAAGCCAUCUCUACAUCAUCACUGUAUAUCCCUGCCAGACCAGCCACCUACAAUGGUCCUUCCUCUCUCCUCUCUCCUUCCUCAGUCAUCUCAGGUCCAUUUUCUCCACCCCCUUCAAAUGCUCCACUCUACUCCCCAACCUACUCCAGUACCUCAGCUCCUUUUCCCCCAACAACUUCUCAUGUAACAUCUUUGAGUUUGCCUUCUGGCAUGGCUCAAACUUACUCUCACCCCCAGGCACAGGCAAUGCCAUUCAGUCCUCCACACCACACAGUCUCUUCUCAAUUUCAGCCACCUCCACCAGUUAAUGUCCCAGCACAGCCUUUUUCUCCGCCAUUUAUGAAUGUGCCAGGUUUUCCAAAUGUUCCUGUUCAUGCUCCAUCACCAAAUAUGCAACCAAAUAUGCAACCUUCCCCAUCCCACAAAGUCUCCUUCAACCCUUAUGUCUCUGUGGCAUCCACUACACCGGAAACACCAAAUGCACCAAUUGCCCAACAGUAUCCUCUCUCCAACUCCACUGAUGGGUUUUCUUCUCGAGAGCAACGGGUCUCAGUCCCUGCUGGACGCACUGGCAUUCUGCAAGAGGCUUGUCGUCGAUCCACUAAGAAACCAAUGUUCAAUGCUCAAGAGGAGAAGAAGGCUCCAUCUUACAAUCCUGAACUACUGUCUCUAGUGCAGAACUUUGAUGACAGGUCCCGUUCGGGUGUAGAGGCUGGGUUUGAGUCUGGCCCUGAGGAAGAUUUCCUCAAUCUUGGUGCAGAAGCUUGCAACUUCAUGCAGGCACAGAGAAACAGGUUGCCACCACCAGUAGCUCCUAAACCAGGUCAUCCAGCUGCUGAGAUGCCACAGAUGCGAGGUAAAGGUGCAGAGCUGUUUGCACGUAGACAAAGUCGCAUGGAUCGCUAUGUGGUGGAUAAACAGCCCAAAUCUCCAGCACAGCCUCGUGACCCUUCACCUACGCCUUCUCUCCCCGGUAACUGGAAAUACUCUCCCAACAUCCGAGCCCCACCACCCAUUAAUUAUAAUCCACUGCUGUCACCUUCUUGCCCUCUAGUGGCUCAGCGUAACACCAAGGCUAAUGAUGCCACUAAAGUUGGAGUUAAAACAAUGCAUGGACACAACAAACAAGGUAUAAAGGCUCUAGACUUUGUGAGCAAGCAACCAUACCAGCUGAACCCCUCUUUGUUCAGUUAUGGAGUAAAUCCUCAAAACAAUACCACUUAUCAACAACAGCAGCAGAAUGGUGUUGGCAUAACAGGUCAAUUCCUUAACCCACCAAAGCAGGUCCCCAUUAAAGCAGGCCGUGUGUAUGAAAUCAAACGUUUCUCCACACCUACUCCCAUGUCUGCACCUACUUCCCUGACCCCAACUGUAAUUGCCCCUCGCUCUGCCACAACCCUAGGUGAGCCUAUGUGGCGCAGGGAUGUCACUUCCCCACCUCCCGUAGCUCCAAGACCUGCUGCACCAUUCUCCCCACCUCCUCCUGCUCCGACAGCAGCCCUGCCUGCUCUCCCCAAAAUGUCCAAUGUCCCUGCAGCAAAUUCAGUGCCUAUCGCACAACCAAAUCCUGGGCAAGCCUAUACCCCAUUAAAGGCAGCCAAGCAGUUCAAGAGUGCCCCUGAGCUGAGUCCCCUGUCUGCUGGUGUUCGGUCUUCAGGGUCUGCAAGUGGUCCGAACCUCAGGGUACCCAGACCCCGCUUCUGUACAUCAAGCAUGGGUCUGCAACCAAAUGUGUGGAGGCCUGGCUCCAUACAUUACUGAGAUUCUACUUGGACACUAAUUGCCACCCUGGGCAAGAGCACUUCAGUGCUUGAGCUCUGUUCUGCUUAAUGAAUCUUUCGACUACAGUAAUAUGACAAAAUCAUCAGUCAGAUGAUUUUUUUGUGCAUGUUCACAACUGUAGCACACAAGCCUUACGAGCACCCAGUUUUUUUUAAAAAUAGAGUACGCAGCUAUAUUAUAGUGGAGGUGAACAUCUGUAUAUGUGUUAUUCAGAAUGUUGAGAUUUUUAUGUACUGUGCAGACAACCUUGAUUCAUGUUUCCUAGUUUGCUAAUUUCUUCUACACCGUGUGAAUAAGUUUAUCCAUCAGAAAUACACCGCCACAUCUUGUGAGAACAACUAAAUAAAAUAUUAGCAAUGAUCAGUUUUGACAUUAUAUACAAGGGGCCACAAGGAAGAAAAAUGGUAAUAAUUAAUUGUCUUGUUAUUUUUUCACUUGGGGCCACAAUGAUGUAUUGAUGAUUGGUAAGUAUACAUGACAGAGUCCUAUUAGGUCAGAAGAUAAUGAAAGGCAGAGUCAUUGAAGAUUUGUGUAGAAGUGUUAUAGAAUGUUUUAAGAUGAGUUGUAUUAGAGUCUCAGUGACAAAGAGAUGAAAAAGUCUACGAAGAAUGUGACAGAGGCUUGAAAUAAAACAAGUCGAAGGAUCCUCAAGUGGAGAGAUGGUACAAACCACCCCCCCUCUUGCUCUUGAAUUGCUAUCUCAUCUGGCCUCUGCCAUGCCCUUUUCAUCUGAUUUUAUCUUUUAUUUCUUUAAACAUCUCUUGAGGUUGAAUUGCAAGCCUGUGUUUGUCUAGAGCAUCGCACAAAGCCUUUGCUUCUUGUUUGACCAUGAUCAGUAUGGAUGCUUGAUGCAUGUGCUCAUUUUAUCCUCAUAAUGCUGCGAAUGCCAAGGUUUUGACUGAGCAUUUAGAAAAGCAUGCAAAAACCCCACUGUGGGGUAUUGUGUUGGGGCUUUUUCAUUUGACAGCUGAAAAUAUACACUAGAUGACAAAUUCCGAAAGCGCUGCUUUAUCUUUUUGACGUAUUAUGCGAAUGUGACAUCUGACCACUUUCCCUGGUGCUUGCUCUCAUUGUGAAUGAUGCUUUUGCCAAAAAGGUAUGACAUCCAUUUCAAUCACUUGUAUGAGCUGUUCAACAGCAUUUGUGAACUUGUAUAGGGCUAGUUGAGCAUUGCUUGCUUUGCUUUUUCUCAGAAAAUAACCCAAUGGCCUUGGUGGAAAUGAAAACAAUCUGGAAUGGUGGGUACCAUUUCUCUACUAAGGUUAAGAAGGUCGAUUGGAUGUAAAACUGUAAUGAACAUUGUUGUCAUUCAGGCGAUAACACAUGGGAAGGAUGUAAAUGAAAGGUAUGAAGCAAGAUAUAUAACUUUAAAGCAAGGAUAGAGAGAAAAGUGCCUUUUGGCCAUUAAAUAAUGUUAGUCAUUUUCAUGAGUGUGUACUAAAAGGCUCGCCAGAAUGUAUUUCAUGCUUUUACAUAGCAAAAAGCUUUGAUUCUAUAGUAAAUGUGUUAUAUUUGUGGUAAAUAUAAUGAGAAAAACUGUAAUUAUAUUAAAUGAGUUACAGUGAUUUAUAGUGGAGUUAUGUACAAUGCAAAUAGUAAGAUAAUGGAAAGUUUAAUGGAUUUCAGAAUUCUAAAGGGGAAUGUGAGAAUGAAUUUGUACUGAGUUAAUAAAGAGCAAUGAAAAUAAAUGUAAAAAUGUCAA